Messenger RNA from Olea europaea var. sylvestris, 2904 nucleotides. Its product is annotated as probable pectin methyltransferase QUA2. The coding region runs from base 365 to 2464 and encodes 699 amino acids. Lineage: Eukaryota; Viridiplantae; Streptophyta; Magnoliopsida; Lamiales; Oleaceae. Gene Ontology annotation, cellular component: cytoplasm. The transcript is spliced from 9 exons. The record is from RefSeq and is a predicted model, not a curated record. Gene Ontology annotation, molecular function: methyltransferase activity.
GAUACAUUUCUUCACGAGCGACCUCUGUUGAGAUUGGAUACACGUUCUACAAUCCACACUGAAGUAUACUGCUUCUGUAUAUAUAUCCAUAUCCUCUUUAUAUCUAUCUCUCUCUCUCUGAAUUUGAGUUAAAACUACUGAGAGAAAAGGGGAAGGAAGUGAAGAGAAGAUUAUUGCUCUGUGUGUGUGUGAGAGAGAGAGAGAGAGAGAGAGAAAGGGGAAGAAAUAGCGGGAGAUUGACAAAAGAAAAUCUUGGGGUUUAAAAUUUGAUGAAAAUCCGCAGCAGAAUGGGCUGAAAGUGAGGGAAUUCGGUUUCUUGCUUACUCGGUUUCUUGGAUAAUUUGCAUCUUUUAAGGUUGAAAAAAUGUCGAGGCCUCUUCAUCGGGGUUCAUCUGGGGGUGGAGUGCGAAUCUUGGAAAACUGUAAUGAUUUUUGGGAUGACUCUCAGAUGAAAGAGAAAACUGAGAGGGAAGAUUUGGAUCGAAGUCGUACAAAUGGUUCUCAUAAUACAUAUUUAUCAAUCAGAUUCCCUUUUCGGUUUCUCUUCCUCGACAGUUUAUCUUCAAAGCACAGUUUGAGUGACAAUGGUUUUGUACCUGAUCCCUUCAGCCCAGGGACUACGAGGAAUCGGCAUAAAUUGUCACUUGCUUUACUCAAAUUCAGUUUAAUAGUUAUUGUAGUUCUUGCUCUUACUGGAUCCUUCUGGUGGGCGAUUUCCAUAACAUCGUCAGCCAGAGGUCAAAUAUUUCAUGGAUAUAGGCGGCUUCAAGAGCAACUGGUGUCAGAGUUGUAUGAGAUCAGUGAGCUCUCUCAAGGUUCCUCUAGGUUAAGAGACUUGGAAUACUGUUCUCAAGAAUCAGAAAACUAUGUUCCAUGCUUCAAUGUUUCUGAAAAUCUUGCUUCGGGCUUUUCUGAGGGUGAAGAAUACAAUCGCCACUGUGCACAUGGAUCAAGCCAACAUUGCUUGGUUCUUCCGCCCAUGAAUUAUAAGAUUCCCCUUAGGUGGCCUAGCGGAAGAGAUGUCAUCUGGUUUGCCAAUGUUAAUAUUACAGCACAGGAGGUGCUCUCUUCAGGAAGCUUGACCAAGAGGAUGAUGAUGGUAGAUGAAGAUCAGAUCUCCUUCCGUUCAGGAUAUUCGACAUUUGAUGUCGAAGACUACACACAUCAAAUUGCUGAAAUGAUUGGGCUAAGAAAUGAAUCCUACUUUAUACAAGCUGGAGUUCGAACUAUCUUGGAUAUAGAAUGUGGUUAUGGCAGUUUUGGGGCACAUCUGUUUUCAAACAAAUUAUUGACCAUGUGUAUAGCGAACUAUGAGGCUUCUGGCAGUCAGGUUCAACUCACUCUGGAAAGAGGGCUUCCAGCAAUGAUUGGCUCAUUUACUUCAAAGCAAUUACCAUAUCCAUCCCUUUCUUUUGAUAUGAUACAUUGUGCACGAUGCCGCGUUGAGUGGGAUAAAAAAGAUGGCAUAUAUUUUGUUGAAGUUGAUCGGUUGUUGCAGCCUGGUGGAUAUUUUGUCUGGACUGAUCCGCUUACGAAUUCUCAGCGCUCCCUUCGCAAUAAAGAAAACCAGAAAAAAUGGAAUGCAGUGCGUGGGUUUGCUGAAAAUCUCUGUUGGGAAAUGUUGCCACAACAAGAUGAAACUGUGGUGUGGAGGAAGACAAGUAAGAAGAAUUGUUAUUCAGCGAGGAAACCUGGUUCUGGCCCUUCUCUUUGCAGCAAAGGCCAUGACAUUGAGUCCCCAUAUUAUCGACCUCUCGAAGCAUGCAUAGCAGGCACUCAGAGCCGUCGAUGGAUUCCUAUUGAAGACAGGGAAAAAUGGCCUUCCCGGGCUAACUUGAAUUCGAAGGAACUUGCAAUUCAUGGUCUGCAUUCAGAAGCGUUUGCUGAGGAUGCCAUUAACUGGAAGUCAGCAGUCCACAAUUAUUGGUCUCUGCUCUCACCUCUAAUAUUCUCUGAUCAUCCAAAGAGACCAGGCGAUGAGGAUCCUUCUCCACCUUACAACAUGCUGAGAAAUGUCCUAGACAUGAAUGCUCACUUUGGCAGUUUCAAUGCAGCCUUAUUAGAAGCUGGAAAAUCUGUAUGGGUCAUGAACGUGGUUCCUACAAGGGGAACUAACAAUCUACCUUUAAUCCUCGACAGGGGAUUUAUAGGAGUGUUGCAUGACUGGUGUGAACCAUUCCCUUCCUAUCCAAGAACGUAUGAUCUGGUGCAUGGUGAAGGGCUUCUCUCUCUUGAAUUUCGUGAGCAGGCCAGAUGCCAUAUGCAAGACCUAUUCACUGAGGUGGAUCGCUUACUUCGUCCAGAGGGGUGGGUGAUUCUGAGAGACCGCGCUGCUCUUAUUGAGUACGCAAGAUCUCAGACAACAAUUCUGAAAUGGGAUGCACGAGUCGUCGAGAUUGAGGGCAAUAGCCACGAGAAACUCCUAAUCUGCCAGAAACCUUUCUUCAGAAGACAAGCAAGCUAAUUCUCAAGUUGGGCAGGAGCCAAACAUCGUAGUAGAUGAUAAUAUUCCCAUUCUUUCCGAAUCUAAAGUUAUUGUCCUUAAGCUCCACAGAAACGGUGGCUGGCAUAUUUUUUUUUCUUUGAAACAGAAAGAGGCAGCGGGGAGCUGAAAACACGUAUGGUUGGUCAAAACACAACUCCUAUGGAACCGUAAGGUACACAUAGGGACAUGUAAUUACACAGUUGAGGCACAGGCAAGUGAAAGAAGCACAAGUUUCCUUUUGAUGUCUCCUUAUAAAGAAACAACCACAUGAUAAAUUUAAUUGUUAAAAUAUUACACAAUAAGCAAAGUAUUAUCUGAUAUAGUGUAUAGAAUGCUCAGACUUAUAUUUAUUUGGGACCUCUCUCUUUCCCAUUUUCUUGUGUUUCACCUCUGUAUAUUCAUUAUUUUGGGUUAUGCUA